AUGCUUAGCCGCCUCGUCAGAUCCCAAGCUCGCUCGCCUCUCGUGCGCGCCACCCGUCUCUCAAGCCCCAUGAGCACCGCCGCCCCCACGUUCAAGCUGGCGCUGUGCCAGAUCGCCGUGGGCGAUGACAAGCAGAAGAACAUCGCCACGGCCACGGCCGCCGUGACGGAGGCCGCCAAGAACGCGGCGCAGGUCGUGUCGCUGCCCGAGUGCUGGAACUCGCCGUACGCCACCACGUCCUUCCCGCAGUACGCCGAGGAGAUCCCGGAGAAGAAGGAGCUGCUGAACGAGAAGGACCACCCGUCCACCUACGCGCUGUCGCAGCUGGCUGCCAAGCUCCAGAUCUUCCUGGUGGGCGGCUCCAUCCCCGAGAAGGACGCGGCCGGCAAGGUCUACAACACGAGCGUCAUCUACUCGCCCGAGGGCGAGAUCCUCGGCAAGCACCGCAAGGUGCACCUGUUCGACAUUGACGUGCCCGGCAAGAUCACCUUCAAGGAGUCGGACACGCUGUCCCCGGGCAACAGCUUGACGCUCUUCGACACGCCCUACGGCAAGAUGGGCGUCGGCAUCUGCUACGACAUCCGCUUCCCGGAGCUGUCCAUGCUCAUGAAGAAGCAGGGCGCCAAGGUGCUGCUCUUCCCGGGCGCCUUCAACCUCACCACCGGCCCGGCGCACUGGGAGCUCCUGCAGCGCGCUCGCGCUGUGGACAACCAGCUGUACGUGGCUGCGACGUCUCCUGCGCGUGGCCCGGAGGGCGGCUACCAGGCUUGGGGCCACUCCACCGUGAUCUCUCCCUGGGGCGAGGUUGUGGCCACGUGCGACCACGGCGAGACCAUUGUGUACGCCGACGUGGAGAUCGAGAAGGUCGAGGAGAUGCGCCGCAACAUCCCCACCUCGAACCAGACGCGCACGGACAUCUACGAGCUUGUGCAGAAGUAAAAUGCUGGCAUCGUCGCAAGGCUUCCGCUUCGAUUUAGACUCGUUUCUUCUACGCGAGGCGGGCCAUGUGAUGAACAGCUUCCGACUGUGAGUGCAUGACGUAACUCAGCAUUGUGAGUGGGUAAUACAAUCCCCAACAAAGUGUCUACUAUUGUAGGGCGAAAGAU
Molecule: messenger RNA, 1106 nt
Organism: Phytophthora sojae
Lineage: Eukaryota; Oomycota; Peronosporomycetes; Peronosporales; Peronosporaceae
Product: nitrilase/cyanide hydratase and apolipo protein N-acyltransferase-like protein
Exons: 1
Coding region: 1-939 (312 amino acids)
Biological process (GO): L-glutamine metabolic process; oxaloacetate metabolic process
Cellular component (GO): mitochondrion
Molecular function (GO): omega-amidase activity
Source: RefSeq, a predicted model, not a curated record